Messenger RNA from Dibothriocephalus latus, 354 nucleotides. Lineage: Eukaryota; Metazoa; Platyhelminthes; Cestoda; Diphyllobothriidea; Diphyllobothriidae. The record is from the annotation of a GenBank genome assembly.
GCCCUGCGGCCACUCAGUGUGAACUCUAAUGUGCAAAAACUGGGAAGGCGAGCCAGUGAUGCAAAGGCAGAUGUAGCAGCGUCCCUUGCACCGCCUCAAAAAGAGGCGCGGCCGGCUGGCUACAACCCGCCCCUCAAUGUUACCAGCUACUAUAUGCGCCAUAUGCUCAGUUUGAUGCACACCAACUCGGACUGUCGCUAUGCGCCAAAUUCGAACAAGAAUGUGGAGAAGACGAUGGGUUACGUGCCGACUUUGACAGCCGGACUCCUCGAUGAGCAGGAUUCACUAACUGAGGGUGAGCAGUUCUUAGAUGCGUACUUUAUCCAGAGUGUUAACCAUAUAGUCUUUAAGUAA